CGAUCUGAUCUGCCUCACAGGGGAUCCAAGCUAUGGACGAGCGGCGGCGGCGGCCGGGGGACGAUGAAGAAGCAGCGGCUAAUAGCAGUGAACAUCAGCCGCCGCCGAGGAUGGAGAUGAUGAAGAAGGGGUCGUGGAGCCCCGAGGAGGACAGCCUGCUGACCAGCCUGGUGGAGCAGCACGGCCCCCACCGCUGGAGCCUCAUCAGCGCCGCCAUCCCCGGCCGCUCCGGCAAGUCCUGCCGCCUCCGCUGGUGCAACCAGCUCAGCCCCGACGUGCACCACCGCCCCUUCACGCCGCGCGAGGACGCGCUCAUCCUCGCCGCCCACGCCCGCUACGGCAACAAGUGGGCCACCAUCGCGCGCCUCCUUCCGGGCCGCACCGACAACUCCAUCAAGAACCACUGGAACUCCAACCUACGCAGGUGCAGGCGCCGGGCGGCGGCGGCGGCGGCGCCGGCAUCAACCUCCCGUGCUGCUGCUGCUGCUGCAGGCCCCCACCAGCCGCCGCGACGCAUCAACCUGCUGCUGCAGCAACAGCAAUCUGCUGCAUGUUUUGCUGCUCCAUCGGCGGAUGAUCCGCCGCUACCAGCAGAUCAUCAGCAACAGUGCAUGAUGGGAUUAUUAGAUCAGCCCAACCCCAACACCAACAGCAGCACUCUGCUGCUGCAUGGCCAUGGCGGGACUCCAGCAGCUGAGCCGCCCACAUCUCUGUCCCUGAGCCUGGGCCUACCACUGCCAGCUGCAGAUCCACCAGAAGCCGCCGCCGCUGCCGAUGAGGUCGUUGUUGCGGCGCUCAAGCUGCAGGCGCCAGAGCCGCCGGGCAUGAUGAUGAGGCACCUGCAGCCUCAUCAUCAGGAAGCAGCAGCAAACGCGCAACUCAUUGCGGCAGUGCGCCAGAUGGUGAGGGAGGAGGUGCAGCGCCAGACAGGGCAGCUCGCCUGCUCACUUAUGGCUGCUGCAGCAUGGGCAAAGCAGCCACACCACCACCGUUGAUCGAUCGAUUAGCCAUCAUCUAUACUAUAUACUAGUAUCUAUAUAUUUUCCUUGUAUUUAAUUAAUUUCAUGCAUGGGUUUAGU
Messenger RNA from Panicum virgatum (switchgrass), 1079 nucleotides. RefSeq names its product transcription factor MYB44-like. The transcript has a single exon. Bases 33 to 995 code for a protein of 320 amino acids. The record is from RefSeq and is a predicted model, not a curated record. NCBI's taxonomy places the organism in Eukaryota, Viridiplantae, Streptophyta, Magnoliopsida, Poales, Poaceae.